Cucurbita moschata (crookneck pumpkin) is the source of this 1675-nucleotide messenger RNA. RefSeq names its product molybdate transporter 2. The record is from RefSeq and is a predicted model, not a curated record. Lineage: Eukaryota; Viridiplantae; Streptophyta; Magnoliopsida; Cucurbitales; Cucurbitaceae. Gene Ontology annotation, molecular function: molybdate ion transmembrane transporter activity. Gene Ontology annotation, biological process: molybdate ion transport. The transcript has a single exon. The coding region runs from base 81 to 1499 and encodes 472 amino acids.
UUCCGGUCCAAUCAUUUUUGGACAUUCUCUGGAGAUCGGCUUUUGCCACAAGGGAGUACGCCAUCGGCCGUUUACCAACUAUGGAGGAGCCAGCUCCCGAUCAAUCUGCCACCGUAAACAGGUGGUUCCGCCGUCUUCCGGCGACCCUCAGCCCUAAAAAUUCCGUCCUUGCAGAGAUAUCAGGUGCAGUCGGCGACCUCGGGACUUACAUCCCCAUCGUUCUCACUCUCACUCUGGUCUCCCAUCUCGAUCUCGGGACAACUUUAAUCUUUACCGCUCUUUACAAUAUCGUUACUGGCCUCCUCUUCGGCAUUCCAAUGCCGGUUCAGCCGAUGAAAUCCAUCGCCGCCGUCGCCGUCGCUGAGUCUACUCAUCUCACUCUCCCUCAAAUUGCCGCCGCGGGCCUUUCCACAGCUGCUGUCCUCCUAAUACUCGGCGCCACUGGCCUUAUGUCCGUUCUCUAUCGAUACCUCCCGCUGCCGGUCGUCCGCGGUAUUCAGCUCUCUCAGGGCCUUUCCUUCGCCUUCACUGCUAUUAAAUACAUUCGGUAUGAUCAAGAUUUGGUCACCUCUAAAUCCGGCGGAUCUCGGUCCUGGCUUGGAUUUGACGGCCUAUUAGUUGCCCUAAUUUCUUGUUUGUUUCUAAUUUUGACCACCGGAGCUGGCGAUUCUCAUAAUGGAGAACCGUCGUCUUCCGAAUCGCAUAGUGCUUCUGAAUCUCGUUCUGGCCGUCGCAUUAGAAGGUUACGAAUGUUAUCUAUGAUUCCUGCUGCUCUGAUUGUGUUCUUGUUUGGAUUAUUGAUCUGUUUUCUUCGCGAUCUUUCCGUUUUGAAAUACCUAAAAUUCGGCCCAUCGAAAUUGCAUCUUCUGAGAAUCACAUGGGAAGAUUGGAAAAUAGGGUUUGUAAGAGCUGCAAUUCCCCAAAUUCCUCUUUCGAUUUUGAACUCUGUAAUUGCAGUUUGCAAAUUGUCAGGGGAUUUGUUUCCAGAUCGUGAAGCUUCCGCCAUGAGUGUGUCCAUAAGUGUUGGGAUAAUGAACUUCGUCGGAUGCUGGUUCGGCGCAAUGCCGGUCUGUCACGGCGCCGGUGGCCUCGCCGGGCAGUAUCGGUUCGGCGGCAGAAGUGGCGCAUCGGUGGUGUUUUUAGGGAUUGGGAAACUGGUUUUGGGAUUGGCGUUUGGGAAUUCGUUUGCACAGGUUUUGAAUGAGUUUCCAAUUGGGGUUCUUGGGGUGCUUCUUCUAUUUGCAGGGAUUGAAUUGGCUAUGGCUUCCAGGGACAUGAACAGUAAAGAAGAAUCAUUUGUUAUGUUGGUUUGUGCUGCUGUUUCACUCACAGGGUCCAGUGCUGCGUUGGGUUUUGGCGUUGGGAUUGUGCUGUUUCUGCUUCUGAAACUGAGAGAAUUCGACUGUUCUUCCUGUUCUUGCUUUGGGUUUCACAAGAUGAAGCCCAAAUCUGAUGCUGAAGAAGAAGAAGAAGAACAAGGAACCCUGUUGUUAGCUUGAAGAGAAAAAAACGGUGUGUUUUCUUCUUUUUGAUCUUGGCAGACACUGAAUGUCUUUAUAAAUAGUUUACCCUUUUUAUGUCUGCUGAUAUCUGCAUUGUGCUGUCACUUGUACAUAUAAUCUUGUCACUGAAUGAGUUUGGUUGUUCAUAUUGGAUUUCCACUUACAGAUGUUCA